Molecule: messenger RNA, 2601 nt
Organism: Cyphellophora attinorum
Lineage: Eukaryota; Fungi; Ascomycota; Eurotiomycetes; Chaetothyriales; Cyphellophoraceae
Product: Calcium channel YVC1
Exons: 1
Coding region: 1-2601 (866 amino acids)
Source: RefSeq, a predicted model, not a curated record
AUGGACAGUGCAGCACAGAAACUUGCAGCGCCAGGAGGGGCGUCCCAGUCACGGCUGCGUGGUGGUAGCUGGAACCCAACAGAGACAGAUCCUCUGUUGGCGGCGCCGCCACUUCUCGACGAUGGAUCUCUAGGCAUACCCAGCGACGCCGAAGAGCAUGCCGCUGACUCGGAUGGGUUAUAUCCGCCUCACUCAUGCUGGACGGAGGACGAGGGCUGGAUGGAAGGUGCGAAAGACCGCGCCGACCCAUUCAAGACGAGGAACUGUAAGGUGUACAUGAACAUUCACCGGAUCCGAAGGGAUGUCAUCGACAGUAUAGAUGAUCCAUAUUCUUUGGAUCAGCUGAAGGCGCCGAGGAUGAACAUCACUAUCGUGAGGCCUUUGGUGGACGAAUAUUACGAAUCUCAGGAUCUCUCAAUAAUCUACUGCCUCCUCGUCAACCGAGCUCAAUUCAUUCGGGAGCACGCAUUUGUGUCACACCAUCAAACAGUCAAUCUCACUCGUGCUCUACUCUGCGAAAUAAUUGCAGAGCGGAUGCUUCGGCGAUACAAUGAGCACAACCCUGGACCCAAAGGCCUCCUCAAGCUCGCUACCAUUCUGGUUGCUGGGUUCGACCCGUUCCAGAACGCUCCAGAGUCGCUUCUUGAGGACUGCGAGAGCGAUCAUGAUCUCCAUCAUUUCAUGAAGGAUCGAGAUUGGAAGGACUCUGGAGUUGGCAAGCUGACUGCCCUCGAAGUCGCCAUCGUAUCGGAAUCUAAGAGCUUUCUAGCAAGUGGCGCGUGCCAGAAGGUCGUAGACGCAAUCUAUAAGGGAUCUGUGGUUUACACUCCGACGGUCUUCGUGGACAUUCUGCCGGAUAGAUGGAAGAAGCGCCCAGUCAGCCUCUACGACCCGAGAACUGCGCCAGUGCUCAAUCAGUACCGUCUCUUCGUUCCGAGAACCAGGAAGUGGAUCGAGUUGAUCCAUUUUGUCAUAUUGCUCGUGCUUUAUCUUGCUGUAAUGAUACAACGUCAAGACAGAGAGGAGAAGAGGGAUGCACAAGCUUCAAUCAGCGUCAUCGAAGGGAUAUUCAUGGUCUAUGGACUAGGCUGGGUCCUUGAUCAGGUCGCGUCUAUCCUGGAACACGGCUGGCAGGUAUAUACGCAGAACCUGUGGUCUUUCUUGGACAUCAUGUUCUCCGCUAUAUUCAUAGCAUAUUUGUCGAUACGCUGGACGAGUGUCGCACACCACAAAGACCAUCACUAUGACGAAAUCAUAACCACGGCUUUUGACGUCUUGGGUUGCGGUGCGCCUGUGCUGAUACCUCGCCUUGCAUUCAACAUCAUGUCUGAAAACCUUCUCUUCGUCGGACUUCGGAGUAUGAUGAGAGACUUUCUCACUCUGACUGUGCUUGCCAUCUGGAGCUUUCUAGGAUUUCUCCUAAGUAUCAAAUGGCUGCAUAAUGACAGCUACAAAGCAUACGACAUCUCCAAGUGGAUGGUAUACAUAUGGUUCGGCCUGGAUGCCACCGGAAUUGAAGAAGCACCAGCUAUCCACCCCUAUUUAGGACCGUUCCUGAUGAUCACAUUCACAUUUCUCGGCAACACGUUGUUUCUCACCAUCCUAAUAUCGAUGUUAUCUAACACGUUCGGGCUAAUUGUGCGCAAUGCAGUCCAGGAGAUCCAAUAUCGUCGAGCAGUCAUCUGUUACCUUGGCGUCAAAUCCGACUCGAUAUUCGCAUACUGGCCUCCUUUCAACAUUUUGGCCCUGUUCUUCGUCCUCCCGCUCAAGCUCGCGGUAUCAUCACGCACGUUCCACAGCAUUAACGUUUUCUUGAUGCGGGUGAUCAAUGUGCCAGUCCUUCUCUUCCUCGCCUGGUACGAAAGACGCACUAUGUGGAAGAGCAAACAGCGCGUUCGAAGACCGAGCCGGAUCGAUUGGUUCGCAGCUGGUGGACCGCGCGCGAUCAAUCGCAAGUCUUGGAUCAACCCGUUGGUCGCCAUCUGGGACUACUGCCGCUUGAACGUCCACGGAGACAUCCAAGCCGUCUUCGACAUUGAGCCUGGGGCGGAAGUCAUGAAUCAGGUCGACCAAUGGACAUUUGGUGGUCGGGUCGCAAAUAACGUGGCCGAAACCUUUGCAAAUCAAUUCAAGAGGCCUGACAGGCCCGGACUUUCAAGGGCCGCGUCACGUCGUAUAUCCUACAAGCAAGGUCGCAGGCGGAGCACGAAAGCGAAGCCCCCACCCAUGGCAAGGCGCUCGUCGAGCGAUAGGCUCAAAGAAGAGUUUCCCAACAGCGAGUCUGACGAUGCUGGGGAUGAGCAAGGAGGUGCGCCUGAGGGUUAUCACGCACCGAAACGGGGUGAACGAGUCGAUUCUUUGAUCGACUUCGGUGACAACAGCAUCGGACUACAGGAAGCGAACGUACGACUGAGCAAGAUCGAGCAGACGGUCGAACGGCUGGAGGCAUUGUUGUCACAGAUCCUAGAGGCUACGGUUGAGCAGGACGGUGAAGAUGAAGGCAAGAACGGGAAUCUGAAGGACAUUGCAGAAGAGGAGCUGCUGGACGAGCACGACAGCGAGGAGGCUACGAACGAUCUCAAUCAAUCGUUUCGACGAUGA